AUGCAAAUUCAGGGAACACUGCUGUUCGAUCUGGGGUUCCUCAAGGGACGCGAUGUUUGUGUUGUCUAUCGAGAAAUAACCUGCGCUGAUGAUACUAAAAUUCUUCAAUCCGACCUUGAUGCUAAUAACAAAUUGUGCAACAUAUGGUUGAAGGAACUGAACAUAACAGAAUGCAAACAUAUGCGCAUACUUAGAACGUCAUUUGUUUCGUCCAUUUACCACAUCAUUAAUACUUCUUUGGAGACUGUUGACUUGCCGACUUACGAGAAAGAUUUCUACCGCGAACACUUCAGGACGGCCCUGCGAUCGAUGGAAGAAGUGGAUGCCUACCGGAAGGCCAACGAUAUCAUUGUUGCAGGACGCGGUGUACCUAAGCCCAUCCUUCAGACAGACGAAGCCGGCUUUCCUGAACUCAUGACGAGGAUCAUCGAAACACGCCACCCUGGCUCGUCACCGACCCCAUUGCAAGCUCAGUGCUGGCCCGUAGCGCUAAGCGGCAGAGACCUCGUGGCUGUAGAUUACGGCGCAUCGGAAGGCAAGUCACUGGCCUACCUCGUUCCGGCCAUCAUCCACAUUCAGCACCAGCCGGCCAUGCAGCGUGGUGGUGGACCCAUUGUUCUAGUGGUUACAGCGACGCGGGAGGUGGCCCAGCAGGUUCAGAUCGUCACCCGCGAGCUUAUCGACGGGACAGGGAUCCGAACGAUGUACCUCGUCUCAGGUGAACCAAAGACACUGCAGUUGAAGCAGCUCGAGGAAGGUGCUGAGAUUUGCAUCGCGACGCCAGGUCGCCUCGUAGCCUUUAUGGAGGAGUGCAAGGUGAAUCUGCUCUGCUGUACGUACCUGGUGCUGGACGAAGCGGACCGCAUGUUGGAAAUGGGCUUCGAUAGGGAGCUUCGCACCAUUGCGGGCAACAUCCGACCAGACCGUCAGACACUCGUGUGGCUGGCAUCCCGAGCGAGAAAGGCGCACCAACUAGUCCAAGCAUUAUCGAAGGACUGCGUCACCGUCAGUGUCGGGAUGGCUACCAAGGACAACCAAAACCAACGAGUAGAACAUAUCGUUGUGGUAUGCGAGAAGGCCGAGAAGGAAGACAAGCUCAUCGCCCUCUUCGAGGACAUCCUCCACGAUGAGAGCGACAGGGUUAUCAUCUUUGUCGAGAUGAAGCAAACGGUGGAAGACCUCGUGUCCAGCGUGCGUCUCCAGGGCUGGCCCGCCAUGGGCAUCCACGGAAGGAAAACGGCGCAAGAACGCGACUGGGCGCUCAGUGCCUUUCGUUUUGGCAAGGUUCCCAUCUUGGUGGCGACCGACGUGACCGGAAGAGCUCUGGACGCGGCCAACGUGCGCUACGUAAUCAGCUACGAGUACCCGACCAACCCUGAUGAAUACCCGCGUCGCUUCAAGCACGCGGAUCGGCCGGACGGGACGGGUAGAGCAUACACGUUCGUGACUCCCGAUAACUGCGUCCGGGCCACGGAGCUGAUGUGGUUUCUCCGAGAGGCCCAGCAGGUGAUACCUGCAGACCUUCGUAAGGUCGCGAAUAAGGUGGCGCGAAAGUAG
This is a messenger RNA of Dermacentor silvarum, 1557 nucleotides long. RefSeq names its product probable ATP-dependent RNA helicase DDX5. The coding region runs from base 1 to 1557 and encodes 518 amino acids. The transcript has 3 exons. The record is from RefSeq and is a predicted model, not a curated record. Gene Ontology annotation, cellular component: nucleus; ribonucleoprotein complex; cytoplasm. Gene Ontology annotation, molecular function: RNA helicase activity; RNA binding; ATP binding. Lineage: Eukaryota; Metazoa; Arthropoda; Arachnida; Ixodida; Ixodidae.